UAAGGCGAAGCGGAAGUCUCGUAAAUUGUGACGGCCCCUGUAAUUUCAGCCUAUAAAAUAUCUGCAUACUAUGGCUUGACCUCCCUCACUGCAACAAGUUUCACGAUGUUCACCUCCCGUUUCGCCAUCAUUGCGCUGUUCGCCUUCCUUGUCGGUGCCAACGCGUCAUGUUCAGCAUGCGAUAAUACUUUGGAAGUCGAUGGUGUGGCGGUUUACACGCUAGCCAACAGCACCGCUGAGACCAACGGGUACACACUUUGCACUUACACCAAUUCUAAGUUGGGCACUAAGGUGACCUGCGAGUAUUCGGACGCCGGCAUAUACCAAGAUGGGGAUGAAUUGUGUCCGUAUGUAGCAAGGGUGCAUACGCAUGGAUGCUAAGCAGGAUGUAAAGUGGAAACAGCCCGACAGGAUUAGCUGGGCACAUCAU
Molecule: messenger RNA, 430 nt
Organism: Suillus fuscotomentosus
Lineage: Eukaryota; Fungi; Basidiomycota; Agaricomycetes; Boletales; Suillaceae
Exons: 3
Coding region: 106-381 (91 amino acids)
Source: RefSeq, a predicted model, not a curated record